This is a messenger RNA of Pelobates fuscus (common spadefoot toad), 1381 nucleotides long. It is a transcript of the gene FAM227A, whose product is annotated as family with sequence similarity 227 member A. Lineage: Eukaryota; Metazoa; Chordata; Amphibia; Anura; Pelobatidae. Bases 78 to 1280 code for a protein of 400 amino acids. The transcript has 12 exons. The record is from RefSeq and is a predicted model, not a curated record.
GCUCCGUGUUUCCAUGGUUACCGGAUACACCGCUCGGCGGCAGUUAUUGCCCAGGAUCUCGGAGUCAGAGUGGGCGAAUGGAUUCCAUCAAUUUUUUGAAUUCUUCAAUAAUUCUCCAGCAAGGGGACUCCACAGAGCACAGUAAGAGAAGAAAUGUUACACAAACAGGAGAAUUACAAUCACCAGCUUUAUUUGUAAUUGGGUCCAUGGAAAUGGUAAAUCAGAAAUUAGCUCAUAUAGAGUGUGGGUUGGAAACACAAGAUCUGAUAAAUGAUUGUUGGGAGGGAGAAAAAUCAGUCGAUAGAUUAAUGUUACCGAAGAGACCACAGGAAAAAAACAAAUGUAUUGAAGAAAGUGACACAAAAGAUUUUUGGACUUUCACCCCGACAUUUCAAAGUUCCUUAACCAAAAAUAAUUUUCAACGUAAGCUGAAAGCUGAGAAGAAACUUAUACCAAGACUGGUAGAAUUGUAUCAAUGUCCGGGAUUUUCAGAAGAUGGUCCUUUGCCUUUUCCUCACGGGAUUAAGUUGAGCACCAUAAUUAGUAAUGUUGUUUUAGGCCAUGAAAACACUGGGGGCAAGAUCUGCUCAUCCAAAGUGGUUCGCCAUAUUCUGAGUUCCACAUCAGCCAAAGAUUUGCUUCUGGAUUGCUAUUUGUGGAUAUUUCUCCAUAUGUAUAAGACAGACAUUGAGUACCAGAGGAAGUUGUUUGAUCGUGUAGCAAAAAGUUAUGUUCAUCUUCUCAAUUUAUGCCUGAACUCACACAAUGGGGAGGCCUUCCUAAAUGUCUACCCAUCACUUCUAAGCCAGGCUAUAUACAGUGGGUUUUGCUGCUCUUUCCCCCAGUCUCUGUACCAGUUCCAGUCAGAUGACUUUAAAACUGUGCUGUGCAAUCUUAUCUGGCAAUGGAUUGCAGGUAUCUACCCCAGUCCAGGAAUCUAUAGCAAGUGGGACUAUGGUUCUUUGGAACCAAAAGUUGAACUUGCUCAUGGGAAGGAAAAGCAAAAGAAAGGAUUCACUUAUAAUAAAGGUGGAAAGAAGCAAAUGAGAAAAUCGUUUAAAAGGUUGCCAUCACGGAAAAUAUGCCCAGCCAAAGAGGCUCCUUCAGUAUGCUCUGGUCCAGAUUUUGAAAAGAAACUCUUUAACCUGAAUGGUCACAGUCCACUGAUCCAAUAUCACCUUCGGAAUCUAAAAGCUGAACCUCGAGAUGGACUGAGCAUCUUAGUACGAAGAACUGAAUUCCAAAAGCACAAUUCCUUACUAGUACAUCCACACCUCUAAAACAACCUAUUUUAUCAUCCUCAAUAUUGUAGAAUGCAGGGAUGUGUGUCACCAAAACAAUUGUAACUGUUGCUGGUAAUUAAAAUACUUUUUACACAGUU